AUGCCGGGAUCAUAUACUUCGAUAGCAGGGCAGAGUGGGAACACGUCGGACUCGAGUCGAGGGAGACGGCGUAGAGCGACUCGACCCUCGAAGGACCAUGCCGGGCAAGCUUCCUGGUUUAGCAGUAAUGUGAAUCUUGUCAAUACCAUUAUUGGUGCUGGAACUCUUGCAAUGCCAUUAGCAAUGUCCCAUAUGGGAAUACUCCUCGGCACAGUGGUAAUCCUGUGGUCAGGCAUGACCGCUGCCUUUGGCUUGUAUUUACAAACUCGGUGCGCACGGUAUCUUGAGAGGGGGAAGGCUUCGUUUUUCGCUCUCUCACAAAUCACAUACCCGAAUGCUGCCGUCAUAUUCGAUGCUGCCAUUGCGAUAAAAUGCUUUGGUGUGGGCGUUAGCUAUCUUAUCAUUAUUGGCGAUCUCAUGCCAGGUGUGGUGAGAGGCUUUUAUGAAGGGGCAGAUUCUGUCGAUUUCCUUGUCAACAGACACUUCUGGGUGACAGUUUUCAUGCUUGUUGUCAUUCCUUUGGCCUUUCUUCGUAGACUUGACUCUUUGAAAUAUACCAGUAUCAUAGCUUUGAUCUCGAUCAGCUAUCUGGUUGUCCUGGUUGUGUUUCAUUUUAUUAAGGGUGAUACUUUGGCUCAGAAAGGACCCGUACGAGUUAUUCAAUGGGGCGGCCUCACCACGGUUCUAAAAAGCUUCCCAGUCAUUGUCUUUGCGUAUACAUGCCAUCAAAAUAUGUUUUCAAUUUUGAACGAGAUCAAGGAUAACUCGCAUCGAUCAACCACAAGCGUUGUCGGUUCAAGCAUUGGUUCCGCAGCAGCCGUAUAUAUCCUAGUAGCUAUCACUGGCUACCUAUCAUUUGGUGACAAUGUUUUGGGAAACAUUGUGGGGAUGUACGUACCUUCUGUUGCAUCUACCAUUGCAAAAGCAGCUAUCGUCAUUCUUGUCAUGUUCUCUUAUCCAUUGCAAGUACAUCCAUGUAGGGCUUCUGUUGACGCAGUGCUCAAAUGGAGACCAAACACAAAAGGUACUAAGAACUCACCCAAUUCUUCACCUUCAAGAACAGUACCCUUACUUUCAGGAGGCACUCCACAACCAACUGCCCGAAAUGACACCAUCGGGGAGUUGCGAUUUGCCGUUAUCACUACGUGCAUUAUCAUUCUCAGUUACACCGCUGCUAUGACAAUCUCAUCGCUUGACAAAGUUCUCGCCUAUGUCGGCAGUACAGGCAGCACGAGUAUUAGUUUCAUCUUGCCGGGCUUGUUCUAUUACAAGAUAUCUGCGCCGGACUCACCACAUCAUCAGCGGCUUACAAAAGAGGAUGAUGACGAGAGUGCAGAUGAAGAGGAGGGAGGGAACAGCGGUUCAUCGUUAUUGGGAUCAAGUCAGUGGCGGCAGACUAUGCUGCGGAAACUAUCACUAGCGUUGGCUAUUUAUGGCUUUUUGGUAAUGAUCUUAUGCCUGGGUACAAACCUCUUCUUUGGAGGCAGCGGGCAUUAG
Glarea lozoyensis ATCC 20868 is the source of this 1497-nucleotide messenger RNA. RefSeq lists its product as uncharacterized. Gene Ontology annotation, cellular component: fungal-type vacuole membrane. Gene Ontology annotation, biological process: amino acid transmembrane transport. The record is from RefSeq and is a predicted model, not a curated record. The transcript is spliced from 8 exons. Gene Ontology annotation, molecular function: L-glutamate transmembrane transporter activity; L-serine transmembrane transporter activity; L-tyrosine transmembrane transporter activity. NCBI's taxonomy places the organism in Eukaryota, Fungi, Ascomycota, Leotiomycetes, Helotiales, Helotiaceae. Bases 1 to 1497 code for a protein of 498 amino acids.